Equus quagga is the source of this 942-nucleotide messenger RNA. RefSeq names its product olfactory receptor-like protein OLF1. The record is from RefSeq and is a predicted model, not a curated record. Gene Ontology annotation, molecular function: olfactory receptor activity; G protein-coupled receptor activity; odorant binding. Gene Ontology annotation, biological process: sensory perception of smell; G protein-coupled receptor signaling pathway. Lineage: Eukaryota; Metazoa; Chordata; Mammalia; Perissodactyla; Equidae. Gene Ontology annotation, cellular component: membrane.
AUGGAAUUUAUGAGUGGAAACUACGCCUUAGUGACUGAGUUUAUUCUAUUAGGGUUUCCAACUCGCCCUGAACUGCAGAGUGUCCUAUUCCUUGUGUUUCUGACAUUAUAUGGUUUGAUUCUACUGGGGAACAUUGGAUUGAUGAUGUUAAUCAGGACCGAUCUGCACCUUCAAACUCCCACAUAUUUUUUUCUUAGCAACCUAUCCUUUGUAGACUUUUGUUAUUCCUCAGUCAUUGUUCCCAAAAUGCUGGUCAAUUUCCUCUCAGAGAGCAAAUCCAUUUCCUAUGGCUGUGCCCUGCAGUUUUAUUUUGCCUCUACUUUUGCAGACACAGAAUCCUUUAUAUUGGCUGCCAUGGCAUAUGAUCGCUAUGUCGCCUUCUGUAACCCUUUACUCUACACAGUUGUGAUGUGUCGGAGUAUCUGUAUAUGGCUGGUUAGCUUGUCAUAUGUUGGAGGCAACAUGAGCUCCCUAGUUCACACCUCCUUUGCAUUUAUUCUGAAAUACUGUGAUAAAAAUCUCAUCAACCAUUUUUUCUGUGACCUCCCUCCCCUGCUUAAGCUAUCCUGCACAGACACAUCAAUUAAUGAAUGGCUUCUUGCCACGUAUGGCAGCUCAGUGGAAAUUAUCUGUUUCAUGAUCAUCAUCAUCUCCUACUUUUUCAUUCUUCUCUCAGUCUUAAAGAUCAGAUCUUCCAGUGGGAGGAAGAAAACCAUCUCUACGUGUGCAUCUCACCUGACUUCUGUGGCCAUCUAUCAGGGGACUCCUCUCUUCAUUUACUCAUGACCCAGCUACCUCUAUUCUCCCAACACUGAUAAAAUUAUCUCAGUGUUCUACACCAUUUUCAUCCCAGUGCUCAAUCCACUGAUUUAUACUUUGAGAAAUAAAGACGUAAAAGAUGCAGCUAAGAAAGCCAUAAGAUCAAAGGUGGAUUCCUCAUGA